AUUCUGUGACUGGCGCGACGCCAGAAAGCGCCUCGCCUCCGCCACUGUCGACGGGUGCUGCCACCGUUAUCGAUGCACAUUCUUCGAGCGUCACAGUACCGACAUUUGUGUCUGUGUUUCAACAUCGGACGUCGAAUGAGAGCAAGGACACAGUUCGAAGAACUCCGAGCGCACCGUCGACAACGGUACCAACGGUUUCCGGAGCAACUGCAGCUACUGUCACGCUGCCUGUUCAAGAAAUCUUCAGACGCGCCGGAAACUGGCUGCGGGGGGACGUUGCGAGCGAUUCAGAGGGUAUUCAACUGACGGGCUAUCACAGACUGGGGACGAUACACGUGUCGAGGCCAACGGCGCAAAGACGAAGCGGCAGCGAUCCUGACAAAAUAGCGAACGCGGUGACUGGCGCAUCGAACGAGUCCGCUGUAAAUCUCAGUAUCUCCCCCGACGAUUCGACGCUGAGGUACUGGAGAAACACAAGCGGGCACGCCACGGUCACUCGAAGCCAUAGUAGUCUGUACGGAUUGAAUAGGCCAGCGGAAGAGACUCUGAUAACCCGUCCACUGAGCCGUACGUCGUCCCAUGGCCACCUGAGUUUCGAGGAAAUGUGUCGAGCGAACGAGGUCAAGUCGCAAGUAUGGAUUGGUAACGCGGAAACGUUUCCGUCCGACGACACGCAAAAACGAUUAGGCAUCGAGACGUUGUCGCAACGAGAUCUGACGAGAUUACAGCCGCUGCUGUGGCUCGAACUGACCGCUGUCUUCGACAAAUACAAUCUGCCGCUGCAGAAACGCAAACCAAACAAGCGCCGCACGAAAGCUGGAAACUUGUUCGGCGUGUCGUUGUCCACUCUGCUGCUUCGAGACAGCCAAUUGACGUCCGAGGAGAGCAAUAUCCCGUUGGUGUUUCAGAAAGUUCUCGCCGAGUUGACGAAACGCGGCGUAAAGGAGGAGGGAAUUCUUCGCGUCGGAGGACACAAACAGAAAGUAGAGUCGAUAUGUGUGCAGUUGGAAACUGACUUCUAUUGUAAACCGAGAGAGAUGGACAAAUUGUUCAAGCGCACGUCGUGUCACGACCUGGCCGCGGUUCUUAAGAAGUUGCUGCGCGAUCUGCCGCAACCCCUGCUCACAGUCGAACUUAUCGACGCGUUCUACCAGAGUCACGGAGUAAACGACCGACGAGAUUUGUCGCACGCCUUGAACUUGCUGGUGCUGCUCUUACCGAUAGAACACCGUUGUACCUUGAAAGCGUUAGCGACAUUCUUGAAGCUGAUCGUCGAGAAUCAAACGUCGAACAAAAUGUCGAUCCAUAACGUGGCGAUGAUCGUUGCUCCGUCGUUGUUUCCGCCGCGGUACGUUCAUCCCCGCGAUCGUACCGACUUAACGGCCCAGGUUAACAUGGCCGCCAUAUGCUGCCGAGUGACAGAAGCUCUUCUCGGUAACACCGAGAAACUGUGGUACGUGCCGAGCGAUCUUACGAAUCAGUUGCACAGGCAGUCCGUGGAGGAACGGUAUCGCAAGUACAAGAAAAAGUAUUGCUAACGUUGGUUUCUCUCCCUGCAAGAAUCGAGCGUGAUUUCCGCGAUUCCCGCGAUCCGGUCACGGAAAGCUGAACCGGUAUCGCGAUCAACGAAAACGCAUAGAUUUUAAGGUGCUUCGAGUGAGACGCCUCGCGAGGCGACACCGUCAUUACCUCGACGCUAGACGCUAGAUAAGAAAAGAUACAAAAGGAUCUCGUGGAGGAGCUAGACCGGUCGAGUCUUGGAAACAAUGAAUUUCAGAAAGGUCUCGAGCGGAUUCUCGAUAGACAUAGAAGAAAAUUGACUACAGUAUCGUUAACAUCGUUUCGUUUCGACGUACAAGCUACAAGUAUUUUAAUUUAUUGGUACUUCUUGCGAGAGAAGUCUCCGCGAGCGUCACAAUACGCGUCUACCAUUUUCUUUCUGUCCCGUUUUUAACAGUUCUGACACAUUGCCGCGAUUAUGCUCGAAUCGAUCACGAAACGCGCGAGGAACCUCGAACAGCCGCGAAAACGGGGCUCGUUCGGAUACGAGAGCUUCGCAGGCAUUCGAGAUGGCAUCUCUUCGUUCGCGUUCAUCUCGUGUCCUCUGAUACGCCAUAUUAUUUUAAGGAAUUGUACAUAUCGUAUUUCAUAAAAUUGUUACAUUUGCCUCAUUAAAGUGCCAAAGAAAAAUACAAAUCGA
This is a messenger RNA of Megalopta genalis, 2200 nucleotides long. Lineage: Eukaryota; Metazoa; Arthropoda; Insecta; Hymenoptera; Halictidae. The record is from RefSeq and is a predicted model, not a curated record.